Ooceraea biroi (clonal raider ant) is the source of this 1546-nucleotide messenger RNA. RefSeq names its product RNA polymerase II subunit RpII15 (gene RpII15). Gene Ontology annotation, biological process: transcription initiation at RNA polymerase II promoter; DNA-templated transcription; transcription-coupled nucleotide-excision repair. The record is from RefSeq and is a predicted model, not a curated record. Lineage: Eukaryota; Metazoa; Arthropoda; Insecta; Hymenoptera; Formicidae. Gene Ontology annotation, cellular component: RNA polymerase II, core complex. Gene Ontology annotation, molecular function: nucleic acid binding; zinc ion binding; DNA-directed RNA polymerase activity.
CCGAUAGGAGGAAGUAAACUUUUAAGGCUAUAUAUAUUUUGAACAUAGGUGCAUGUGAGGCACUUUUAUCGAUAAAAAAAAAAAAGUUCAGAAUGGACCUAUGCGUAUACACCGGAAAACCUAGUGACAAAUUAUGUGAAGUGAUAUCCUGCAUUCUGAUGGUGAAAUAAAAAAGCCGAAGCAGCGUUUCAGCUAGUCAACACUGUGUAAUAAUUGUGUCACGCAGUGUAUGAGUGUGCUCCGUUGCUGGAAAACAGCCAUUGCAGUAUUUUCAUUACACACUUCACUACAGCAGGAUAUGCUGGACGAAACUCUACACCAUAAGCAAUGUGAGCCGAAUGCUAUCGACAUAACCGAACCGAAGAUUUACCGAAGUCAGCGUUGUGUUAUCUUCUUAUCACUACCUUCUUCUCAUAAGCAGUAUAAGUAUGGGCGCUCUGUUAUUUGUUUCGCUUUGCGUCGAAGCCUUCCUGCGCAUCGCCAUUUUUUUGAAUGCGACCAAUGAGACAAUGUUGUAUGUGAGUAGUGUAAAAUCAGUGAGCGUGUGAGACGAUUUGACGAAUCAAACGCUAGAUUUUAUUCCAAAAAUAUGGCGGAAUACCACGUGAUCGAGAACGAAAAGAUCAAAGGGCCGACAAAGAGUGACCAUAUUGGUUAUACUGUGGUUAAUGCUACCUCUCUUUAUUCCUAUGUCUAUGGUGCAUCUUGCAUUGUUAUAACCACAGAUCACAGUCAAAGCGCCAUCUCUUGGGGCAGAAACAAACUAUUAACGCACUCAUAUGAUACAUUAUGUCAAGCAAUCUGUAAUUUCUAGAAUCUACGGAGUCUGUCUCGCGUUUUCGGGGUCAUUGUUGUUACUUGUCGGUAUCAUCAGUAUACACUAUGCAAUGGUGGAUGGUGUUUGAGUUAGUUUGAAUCUGAUUGAAUCUAACAUAAUUAUGUCAAAGAUAACGGGCUAUGAUACACAUGACGACGGCCCGGGAUUCGUGGGCAUCAGAUUUUGCCAGGAAUGUAAUAACAUGUUGUAUCCAAAAGAGGAUAAGGAGAACAAAGUGCUGAUGUACGCAUGCAGGAAUUGCGAUUUCAAGCAACUGGCAGACAGCAACUGUAUCUAUGUGAACAAGAUCAUGCACGAGAUAGAUGAACUGACGCACAUCGUUGCCGACGUGAUAUCGGACCCUACGCUGCCGAGAACCGAGGAACACCCAUGCCCAAAGUGCAGUCACAGAGAAGCUGUGUUUUUCCAGGCGCAAACUAGGCGAGCUGAGGAAGAAAUGAGACUGUAUUACGUGUGCACGAAUCAACAUUGCUGCCACAGAUGGACGGAGUGAACGAAAGUGAUGCCCGAGAAUGCCCUGCUAUACCCAGAUCGUUCCCACUUAAUGCGUAAUGCGUAACUUGUUAAGUUGCGUGAAUGUUGCAAAGGAUUUGUACGUGAAACGGCCAGGAUGCAUUGUAAACACGUAGAGUAUCUUAAAGUCUUAAAGAGAAGAAGGAAGUAUAUGAAGUAUAUUCGUGCAAGAGUGAAAUAAAUUACCGUGAAACU